UGAUUUAAUAUGCAAUUCUAAAUAUUUGUAGAAUAUAUGUAUAUUGAAUGUUUAAAGUUAGAGACGAUACUUGCGAUGGAAAAUAACGGAAACUAUCUAUAACAGUUAAGUAUGGCUAGCUACGGUGCAGUACCUCAGUUACCAAGAAUUGACACCGGGUAUGACGCCCCGGGGAGCGACUACAUGUCUUCUUUCCGAGGACAUUCAAAAAUUGGAGCCGUUGACACAGGGUCUAUUACAAGUAGUACAAUAGAGAAAAAACGUUUCCGGAAUUCGGCGUCCAGUGACGGUUCGUUUAGACUUGGAAGCAGUCACCGCAAAAGUGGUAAUCGUCGCUCAAAACAAUACUCUAUAUCCAGUAAACGUAAUGACGAUAACAGUUCAGAAAGUUCAAAACGAACAUCUGACGAGGGUUAUUAUUUAACCGUACGUGAUCAUACAGUUCCUGUAGUACAAAAGAGAAGGACCAGUUUGGCGGAUGCUAAAUCUCUUACUGAUCUCUGUUACUCUAAGAUAAGUCCUUUAAAAAAGGCAAACAGUGCUACGUAUAGACGAAUGUCAAUAAAGGGUUCUGCUAAAGGAAUUAAUAGAUGGGAACCACCGCGUAUUAGCAGCGAAUGUUACAAUGAAUCAAAGGAAAAAUGUCUGAGUGGCGGGAAAUUUAAACAACAGAUGCAGAAAUAUUUCAAUGAAGUGAAACAAUGGUGGGAGGAGAAAUCCGACAGUGAUGAUGAUGGUUAUGAUACAGAUUUAGAUAAACAACUUGGUUUCGAUCUCAUAGCGGACGAGAAAUCACGAGAGGUUUUGAAUGACGGUCAAUUUCCGGAAUACAAGCAUGAUUGUCGUAAAUUUCGAAGUAAUGUGAAUACAUAUUUCCUCCGGCAUUGUCUUGAUGAUGACAUGUACAUGAAACAUAGAUACCUCAGUAAAGGAGAUUCAAUAACAAUUUCUAACUUUAUCAAGAAUCACCUGACAUUUAACACGCUUGAUCUUGAAGAUAACUAUAUAGGGCCUCACGGGAUGAAGUAUUUUAAAGAGGUUCUCCAUGAAAAUAAACAUCUUACAGAAAUGUACCUGGGAUGUAACAAUAUUGGACCACAAGGUGCAAAAUACCUUCGCUCGUCAUUAUCAGGAAACUGUUUUCUUCUGAAACUAGAUAUUUCAGAAAAUAACAUAGGCGAUAAAGGUGCAAAAUACAUCGCUGGAAUCAUCGAGGACAAUGUGACAUUGAAGGAGCUUAUACUAGCGGCUAACGAUAUCGGUGAUGAUGGUGCCACGCUAAUCAGCAAAGCUUUGGUAAAUAAUGUCUCCCUGAAAUUACUAGAAGUUGGAUGGAAUAACAUAAGACUGAAUGGUGCUCUAAACUUAUGCUCUGCUUUAAAGAAAAACACAGAACUUGAGAUUUUUCUGGCAUCUAUGAACGGUUUCGGGGAGGAAGGUGGAAAAGCGCUCGUGACAGCCUUGACGGAGAAUAGUGUCAUCAAAGAAAUUGAUCUUUCAAGUAAUAGAAUAACGGAUUCUGUCCUAACUUACCUUACACGAUCGUUAGAUGAACUGCCCAACCUUUCAGUUAUAAAUAUGGCAAACAAUAUCCUAACCUCGAAACCCGCCACAGAUCUUCUGACCACUGUAAUGGCCAAUCCAAACUCGUUUACAGAAAUUAAUUUUGAGGGAAUUGAUGUAGGUGAAGAUUUCAAGGGUCUCGCCAAAGCAUUACACGCAGUACAUAACAUCAACGUAUUCUACAGUCAACCGCCUUCAAAACGUGACGUUACCACAGAUGUUCUUACGAAAAACUUGAAACGAAUGUGUGAGUUCAUGGAAGAGGAGGAGAUAGAAGUAUAUGAUUUGUUCCCCGAUUAUGACGAAGAUGAGGAUGAUGACCAAUGUAUGAUCACUGUGAAAGAAGCCAUGUGUGCAUUAGAGUUUUGCGGAAAGAUCAAAAAUCAAGAAAAACUACAACGGCUCCGUAGUCAACUACGGUAUGGUAGGAGGAGAAAAUUUCAGCUAAGUGAACUUUGCUCGGUGUAUGAUAUAGUUAUUUGUGGGAAAGACCCUCUACGAGAGCAGCCAUUGAGGACUCAUCUUAGACGUUCAAUAAAGCAAGAAAGAAUAGAAUUAGAGAAAAGAGCCAACGCCAAGAAGAAACGCUCAAUUUUUGACUAGUGACUGUGAUUUAUUCAAUAAUGAAUCAAUGUACAAUGUAACUAAUUACACUUAUAAAAAGUGAGAAAACAAGACGAAAAGUAUUU
Messenger RNA from Ruditapes philippinarum (Manila clam), 2252 nucleotides. Its product is annotated as leucine-rich repeat-containing protein 74A-like. Gene Ontology annotation, molecular function: protein binding. The coding region runs from base 112 to 2166 and encodes 684 amino acids. The transcript has 14 exons. Lineage: Eukaryota; Metazoa; Mollusca; Bivalvia; Venerida; Veneridae. The record is from RefSeq and is a predicted model, not a curated record.